Molecule: messenger RNA, 1299 nt
Organism: Neospora caninum
Lineage: Eukaryota; Apicomplexa; Conoidasida; Eucoccidiorida; Sarcocystidae
Product: Nucleotidyl transferase family protein, related
Exons: 8
Coding region: 1-1299 (432 amino acids)
Biological process (GO): GDP-mannose biosynthetic process; cell wall mannoprotein biosynthetic process
Cellular component (GO): cytoplasm
Molecular function (GO): mannose-1-phosphate guanylyltransferase (GTP) activity; GTP binding
Source: RefSeq, a predicted model, not a curated record
AUGAAAGCCCUCGUGCUUGUGGGUGGCUACGGCACGCGGCUGCGGCCUCUCACGCUCUCCGUGCCGAAGCCGCUGAUAAACUUCUGCAACAAAUCAAUUGUGGAGUACCAGAUCCACCGUCUCUUGUCCUUGCAGGCAGGCGUAGAUCAUGUCAUCCUCGCCGUUGCGUAUCAGCCAUCUACUCUGAUGGAUGCCCUCAGUGCACUCGAGCAGAAGUAUUCUCUGGCGAUCACGUGCUCCCGCGAAGAUGAACCACUCGGCACCGCAGGUCCGAUUCGCCUGGCGAGAGAUCUUCUGCUCUCUCCGCCGCCGGCUCUGCCUCGCCCAGAUGGAGACGGCGAAGCCGCGACUGCCGUUCGCGAGAGCCCAGCGCGGGAGAGCGCGAGCGGCCAAGCGGCUGCUGCAGAGCCAGCCGCGGCGCACGCCGGCGCAUGCACGUCCGAGGAAGUCGCGGACACGGAAGACUGCUUCUUCGUGUGCAACAGCGAUGUGAUUUGCCCCUUCCCGUUCAAGGAAAUGCUGGCCUUCCACAAGGCAACGGGCGCAGAGGGGACGAUUCUGGUGACUGAAGUCGAGAACCCGUCCAUUUACGGCGUCGUCCUUCACGACGAGGAAGGACGCGUCUCAGAUUUCAUUGAAAAGCCGCAGCAGUUCGUGGGCAGAUGCAUCAACGCCGGGUUGUACAUUUUGAACACGAGCGUCAUCGACCGGAUCCAGCUAAGGCCCACAUCCAUCGAGAAAGAAGUCUUUCCGCAGAUGGCCAGAGAGAAGAAACUCUUCUGCUUCAAACUCGAUGGAUACUGGGCGGAUAUCGGCCAGCCGAAGGAUUUCCUGCAAGGGAUGUCACUUCACCUGGAUGCCAUGAGACAGCACCAGGAAGCCGCCAGCCGCGAAGAAAGCGAGAACGGAGACGACCUUGCCGAGGCUCCAAGCUCUUCCCGCCUCGUCUCCGGUCCCCAGUUCAUCGGCAAUGUUCUGGUCGAUCCGUCGGCCAAGAUCGGCGACGACUGUCUAAUCGGUCCUGACGUCACGAUUGACCGGGGAGUCGUGGUUGGACGAGGCUGCCGGCUUCAGCGCUCGGCACUCAUGGAAGGUGUGCGGGUCGGCGAUUACACGUGGAUGGAGACAGCCAUUGUGGGCUGGCAGUCUCGGAUAGGAAAAUGGUGCCGGAUUGAAGGCCUUACUGUUGUCGGCGAGGAUGUGCACAUCCGAAGCGAGUGCUGCAUCAACGGCGCGUUCGUCUUGCCGCACAAGAGCAUUACGCAGUCUAUCCGCGAACCGGGAAGCAUUAUUAUGUAG